AUGAAGGCAGGCCAUCGAUACCGCGUUCGAUUCAGCUUCGACACUCCAGGCGCUGGGCUCUAUGUCCAGGGCCCUGAUCAUGACAGCGGGCGCACGACUCUAAGGUCGAGCCUGGCAGAGGCGAUCGACUACUACUUCGUAAAAGGACCUCGGAUGGAUGACGUCAUCGCCGGCUACCGCAGCAUCACAGGUGCGGCACCUUUGUAUGGAAAGUAUGCCUUCGGCUUCUGGCAGUGCCGAGAGCACUAUGCAAGCCAAGCAGAGGUUCUCGAGGCCGCCCAUGGCUUUCGGGACAGAUCGAUCCCAGUGGAUGCCAUCGUGCAGGACUGGCUGUACUGGGGUGAUCUCGGCUGGGGACCCGAAUGGGAUUUGACGCGCUACCCUGACCCUGCAGGCAUGGUCCAGGCGCUAAAGACCAUGGACAUGAAGCUCAUGGUCUCCGUUUGGGGCAAGUUCGACAACAAGACCGCCAUCUUCAAGGAGAGCCUGUGGUUGGAUGCGACGGAACCCGAGGGCCUCCCCAACAUCGACCAGGAGACAUUCCUGGGCUCCGGGAACCAAUAUAUGAACACCUUCUCUCUGGAAACCACAUCGGGAAUUGCAAAUGGAUUGCGGAAAGAUUAUCCGAAUGCUCAGGGCGCUCGCGUUUUCAGCUUGACGAGGAGCUCCUUUGCAGGUCAGCAGAAGACGGGAGCUGCUCUUUGGACUGGAGACACCACGGCGAGUUGGGACAUGCUUCGUCGGCAGGUGGCGAGCUCCAUCAACUACCCGAUGUCUGGCAUACCCUACUGGGCACAGGACAUCGGUGGUUUCUUCCGACCAAAAGAUCAAUACACUUCUGAUGACUAUCGCAGACUUUUGAUUCGCUGGUUUCAGUUUGGAGUCUUCACGCCGAUCUUCCGGGUCCACGGAGCCGGGAGUCACACGGAAAUCUGGAACUUCGGGAACACCACCAUGGACAUCAUCAACAUCUCUGCUAUUACUCUGAGAUACCGGCUCCUGCCCUAUGCAACUCCAGAUCAUGUGCUGGUUCAAUUUUACGAUGUCUAUUCUGGGUUUUGGCGCGUGGAAGCGCAAGCCUACACGAUGCAGCGAGCGUUGACCUUCGAUUUUCCUGAAGAUGCGGCAGCACGGCGCAUCGCGGAUGCUUACAUGUUUGGACCCUCCCUGCUGGUGACUCCGAUUGUUUCGGCCGGAGACUCCGGUAAGGCGACUACAAGGGAGAUUUACUUCCCGCAAGGCAGUUGGAUUAAUUUCCACACCGGAGAGCAGUAUGGAGGAAUGCAAAAUGUGAGCUUCACUUUGCAGCAAGCUCCUUUCUUCUGCCGCAAGGGAUCCCUCCUGGUUCUUGGGCCCAGCAUCCAGUCGACAGCUGACACGAAUCCUGAUCUGGAAGUCCGCAUUUACCCGGGAGCAGAUGCAACCUUGGCUUUAUUUGAGGAUGACGGCUCUUCUACCAAAUACCGCGAGGGCAGCUACUCGACCAUAGAUUUUGCGUGGCAAGACAGCAGCCAGACGCUCCGAAUUUCCAGCAGGAAAGGCGCUUACCCCGGCAUGCCGCAAGCAAGACGGAUCUGUGCUGUGGUCGUUUCGCCUGGCCAUGGUGUAGGCGUUUUCCAAUCAAGCUGUGAUCGGCAAGCUACGUAUGCUGGAGAGGAGAUCGCGAUUCAGUUCCAUAGCUCGAUUGUGGUGUAG
Molecule: messenger RNA, 1695 nt
Organism: Symbiodinium sp. CCMP2592
Lineage: Eukaryota; Dinophyceae; Suessiales; Symbiodiniaceae
Source: the annotation of a GenBank genome assembly